UCUCUUUCUCUCUCUCUUCUGGGCGAGUCCGAAGAAAAAGAAAAGAUGGAGAUGGCCAUCGACACGCCAUCGCCGUCGCCGUCGUCCGCCUCGCCGGCACCGUCGGCGGCGGCGGGCCGCCAGACGCGCGCGGCGGAGUCGGUGCGGCUGGAGCACCAGCUGGUGCGCGUGCCCCUGGAGGCCCUCAGGGCCACCGCUCGCACCAACCACCGCCUCGCCGAGAAGGAGAUCGCCGCCGUCCUCUCCUCCGCCUCCGCGGCGCCCGGGGACAACGGCGCCGCCGCCGCCGUGGACCACCUCACCUCCCUCGUCUCUCGCCUCCAUGGCCUCAAGCGCAAGAUGGAGGAGGGCGCUCGGGCGGAGGAGCUCCAGGUGCAGAGGUGCCGUGCGCGGCUGGACCGGCUGGCCGCUGCCAGCGCCGGCGACGACGGCGAGUGGGAGGACAUGCGGCUCAAGCGCAUCCUAGUUGAUUACAUGCUGAGGAUGUCAUACUACGACACUGCCGCCAAGCUCGCUGAGACCUCUGGCAUUCAGGACCUUGUUGAUAUUGAUGUCUUCCUAGAUGCGAAAAGAGUAAUUGAUUCUCUUCAGAAUAAGGAAAUUGCUCCUGCUUUAGCUUGGUGUGCAGAAAAUAAAUCUCGGUUAAAGAAAUCAAAGAGUAAGCUUGAGUUUUUACUGAGACUUCAAGAGUUUGUGGAACUAGUCAGGGCUAAGAACUCCCUGCAGGCUAUAGCAUAUGGUCGGAAAUACCUUGCUCCCUGGGCGUCUACACACAUGAAAGAAUUGCAACGUGUUUUUGCAACACUAGUUUUCAGAAGCACUACAAACUGUGUUCCUUACAAGGUCUUGUUUGAGCUGAACCAGUGGGACUCUCUUGUGGAUCAGUUUAAACAAGAAUUCUAUAAAUUAUAUGGCAUGACAUUGGAGCCAUUACUGAACAUCUACCUGCAAGCAGGCCUGACAGCUCUCAAGACUCCAUUCUGCUUCGAGGGCAACUGCCCCAAAGAAGACCCUCUGUCCCUGGACGGAUUCCGAAAACUUGCAGAGCCGCUGCCCUUUUCCAAGCAGCACCACUCGAAGCUCGUGUGCCACAUAACUAAGGAGCUCAUGGACACUGAGAAUCCACCGCUAGUCCUGCCCAACGGCUAUGUGUACAGCACUAAGGCCCUUGAUGAGAUGGCCAAAAAGAAUGAGGGCAAGAUCACAUGCCCCAGGACAGGAGAAGUCUACAAUUACACCGAACUCGUCAAGGCCUACAUCUCAUGAUGAUCAUGGUGAUGCUGUCAUAGCUCGUGUUGGAAGAUGAUGAUCAUCUGAUUGAUUUGCGGUCCGAAUGUACAUAGAAUGAAUGGAUGAUCACCCACAGUAUUGUGCAUCAUAUGAAGUUAAUUUGAGUUGUAGCAAAAGUUCUAUUGAAAUUGAAACUACUGAUUCUAUUUCCAUCAUUUACUUUUCCUGUUUAA
Messenger RNA from Brachypodium distachyon (stiff brome), 1463 nucleotides. Its product is annotated as protein MAEA homolog. Gene Ontology annotation, molecular function: ubiquitin protein ligase activity; protein binding. The transcript has 7 exons. Bases 46 to 1266 code for a protein of 406 amino acids. The record is from RefSeq and is a predicted model, not a curated record. Lineage: Eukaryota; Viridiplantae; Streptophyta; Magnoliopsida; Poales; Poaceae. Gene Ontology annotation, cellular component: cytoplasm; GID complex; nucleus. Gene Ontology annotation, biological process: proteasome-mediated ubiquitin-dependent protein catabolic process.